Messenger RNA from Tyto alba (common barn owl), 1788 nucleotides. It is a transcript of the gene SDE2, whose product is annotated as SDE2 telomere maintenance homolog. Gene Ontology annotation, cellular component: nucleus. The transcript is spliced from 7 exons. Lineage: Eukaryota; Metazoa; Chordata; Aves; Strigiformes; Tytonidae. Bases 45 to 1292 code for a protein of 415 amino acids. The record is from RefSeq and is a predicted model, not a curated record.
GGCGACUGUUGGGCGGUGGCGGUGGAGGGGGGAGGGGGUAAGCGAUGGCGCUGCUGGUGAGGGAUCCGUUGGCUCCGCGGGCGCGGCCGUGGCCGCUGCCCCCCGGCGGCUCCGCCUCGGUGCGCGGCCUCCUCCGCGACCGCGCUCGGGCGCUGAACAUUCCUGAAGAAAGCUUGUAUGUGAAAUGUAACGGGCGGCUGGUUAAUGAUGAAGAUGUAUUGCAGAAUGGAGCCGUUUAUAGUCUGGAACCAAGACUUUGUGGUGGAAAAGGAGGGUUUGGAUCUAUGCUGCGAGCACUUGGUGCUCAGAUUGAAAAGACAACAAAUAGAGAGGCUUGCCGAGAUCUCAGUGGAAGGAGACUUCGAGAUGUCAAUCACGAAAAAGCGAUGGCUGAAUGGGUGAAGCAGCAAGCAGAACGGGAAGCAGAAAAAGAGCAAAGGCGCUUGGAAAGGCUGCAGCGGAAACUUGCAGAGCCAAAGCACUUUUUCACAAAUCCAGACUACCAGCAGCAGUGUCAUGAAAUGGCUGAGCGACUGGAAGAUUCAGUCCUUAAAGGAUUGCAGGCCACUUCAAGCAAAAUAGUGUCACCAGAAAGUGGUGAUGGUCGGAAGCGUCCAGGUGAAUCUGGAAAGAAUGGAACAAAAUCUCGAAAAAGAAGGUGUUUUUGGCUGGGAUUGGAAGGAUUGGAUGAUCCUGACAGCUCAGAUUGUGAGGAUGACAGUGAAGAUGAUGCCCCUCAUACAUCUGAUGGAAGCUGUCCGUCAGGCAGCAGAUACAAUGAAAAUGCUGGAAACUCAAAUGAAUGUUCAAGCAGCUCGCUGGAUUCAGUAGAGGACAGUCCAGCUACCAGUGUGACUGAGAAACCACUGGAGCAGCCAGAAGAUACUGGAAGAGAUCUGCAAGGGGAGACACACACAGGUGGGCAAACUGAAAUUCCAGCUGAAGAAGACAAUAAAAUGACAAAGCCCCUGAUGGAUGAGGCCCAGGAAAAGAAUGAAGUAUCUCAAGCUCUGAAAGAAGAAGAGCAAGAAAGUGUUUCUUGUAAGGCACAGGAAACGAACCAGUUACAGAGCACAGAGGUGGAACCAAUAGACCUACUGGCAUUCAACUCUGCUGCUGAAAUGGAAGCCCUGGGUUUAGAUAAACUGAAGAUGGAAUUGAUGUCUUUAGGACUGAAGUGUGGAGGCACUUUGAAGGAAAGAGCAGCAAGGCUUUUUUCAGUGAGAGGUCUGUCUAGAGACCAGAUUGAUCCUGCCUUAUUUGCAAAGCCAUCUAAAGGGAAAAAAAAGUGAUUUAAAAAUAAAUUAUUUUGUAUACAUAUGCUUUUAAAAUGUUCUUAUUCUGUUGUCAUUGUGUACUGCCACAUAAAAUUGUUCAGCAUCCCUGGAUAGCUUUUUUUUCUAUUCUUAAUGAAGUUUGAUUAACGUAACAGAGUAAGUUGCUAGAUAUGGCAAGUUAAUUAUGCAUUCAAUAUGGUCGAUAUUAAAGGAGUGAAACUACUAUCUUUUGAUAAGUUUUACAAGUGGUUAUAACAAGUCUUAAUGCAACAGGUAAAACAAACUCCCUGUAUAUGGAAAGAAGUAACCUGAAUGCUUUCUGGAAAAUGGUUGUAUGACACUGUUAUCACCUAUUUUAAGGAAAACAGCCAUCCUUUCUUAGCUUUAUAUUGAAUCUCCUUUAAUGUGUAUUCCAGUUAGCAUAGUUACAUCUGUCAAAUGAGAGACACUGAAUUUAUGAUCCAGGCUUAAAAGUUGAAGUUUCUUUAAAUAAAAAGAACAUUUUUAUAUA